UGUGUUUGUGUUUGAUAUUUGGACGAGCUUAGAGCUUUGAAAGUUUGAAAAAAUAUUUGAAAGUUAUGCGUUAAACAAACGCGUUGUUAAAAGUUCAUUAAUCGUUCGAUUCCUGUAUCUUUCUUCUGUAUAAACUUCGAUCAACGUGUUUCGCCAAGCAGCCAAAUUUCUCGCGAAUUUGAUCAAUAAUCGAACUAGACGGAAAUCGGCCAUCCGAACAGAAUACUCAAUCAGUCCGAUAAGAAUAAAUUAAGAAUGGACUUCAUCAUAUCCAAAUCGUUUUGUUAGCUCUUGCGAUUGAUUCGAAUUAUUCAUUCAAGAUGUGGAAGUUCGUGCAACGUAAUAAAUCACACCAUGUAUCAGCAGAACGCCAGAAACUGCAGAAGGAGCUUUUCUCCUUUCGCAAGACGGUGCAACAUGGAUUCCCGAAUAAACCUACUGCCCUGGCUUGGGAUCCGGAAUUGCGAAUUGCUGCCAUUGGAACAGCAUCAGGAGCUAUUAAAAUAUUUGGGAAAAGCGGUGUGGAAUUUUACGGUCACUACUCAACUGCUGAUCGAAGUGUAACUGAUAUUGCAUUUAUACCGAACGAAGGUAAAUUGGUCUCAUUAUCGGAUUGUAAUUCGUUAAGCUUGUGGGAAAUAAACGACAACGCGGUCGAAGAAGUGAAAUCUUUGGUCAUGGAAGGAAAAUUGAAAACGAUCUCAUCUUUAUACGUGGAGAACUCCAAAGAGAAUGUUCUAGUUGGUACAGAAGAAGGCAACAUUUACUUCAUAUCUUUAUCUUCUUUCACGGUGACUGAAAAAGUUAUCUAUCAAGAUGUCGUGAUCCAAAGCGUCCCUGAGGAACGUUUAAAGAAACAUCCUGGAGCUUUGAAGAAGAAUCCUGGAGCGGUUGAAAUAAUCUUCGAGCAGCCAAAUAAUCCGAAUAAUUUAUUAAUCGGAUAUAGUCGCGGAUUAAUGGUGUUAUGGGAUAAAGAGAAUUCAGUUGCUUUGAAGACGUAUUUGAUGUUGAACAAUCAACAACUAGAAAGCCUGUGUUGGUCACCUGAAGGUAACAAAUUUGUUUCCUCGCAUAACGACGGAAGCUACAUAUACUGGAGCGUCGAUUUGGACGAACCAGAAGAAGAACCGAUUACUGUCUAUGGUCCUUUCCCUUGUAAAGCUAUCACGAAAAUAUUAUGGCGCAAAUCGGCCGAUGAUGACGAAACAAAAUACGUGAUAUUCAGCGGCGGUAUGCCUCGUGCUAGUUACAGCGAUCGUCAUACUGUUACAGUUCAAAAAGGAACCGAUAAACACGUAGUUUUCGAUUUUACUUCCAAAGUAAUCGAUUUCUUCACGACCGAUUCUCGUCUCGAUGGAGCUUGCGAAGCGCUGAUCGUGUUAUUGGAGGAGGAAAUCGUCGCAAUUGAUUUAAAAUCAGAUGACUGGCGAACGAUUUCGUUGCCUUAUUUGGUAUCUUUGCAUUCGAGCGCUGUAACUUAUCUCACGUACGUUUGUGACGUAUCGGCUAAAAUUUGGAACGAUAUUGUAUCCGCUGGAAAGCUACAAUCUCAAGAAACGUCUGCUUUGGAGUGGCCUAUCGACGGAGGUAUUUUGAAAACUAACCCGGACGACGAGAAGAAAUACCGAGAUGUAUUUAUCACCGGUCACGAAGACGGUUCUGUACGAUUUUGGGAUGCUGGAUCAACGGUGCUCUCGUUAAUCUACGUAUUCAAAAGUAAUUUAUACUUUUCCGCUGACGAUGAUUUCUUCGACGAUGAUAUCGCCAAUAAUCAGGCCGAAGAAGAAGAAGAAUGGCCUCCUUUUAAAAAAGUCGGAUGUUUUGAUCCUUACGUUGAUGAUCCUCGAUUCGCGAUCAAGAAAGUGUCGUUUUGCGGUCUUUCCGGAGCUCUGACCGUAGCCGGUACUGCUGGUCAGAUUAUUGUGUGUGAUUUAGUACGAAAUGCCACCUUUGAUGCUGCCAUCGAAAAGAAUGUCAAGAUCUCGACGAUAAACUUAAUCCCGGAGACAGAAAGUUUCGCAGAUAUCAGACAAAACUGGAAAGGUUUCCAAAAGCUGCUGCUGAAAGGCAAAGUCAACAAAGACGAAACAACAUUAUCAUUGCCCAGUGGUUUCCAACCUUCGUGUAUCCUUCAAUUACUCCCUCCCACUCCUAUAACAGCCCUAGCUUUACAUUCUGCAUGGCACCUGAUCGCCGUUGGAACUGCUUAUGGCUUGGCUUUGUACGAUUACAAAACUAAUUCGAAAAUACUCUACAAAUGUACUCUGAACGCGAGCGAUUUUUCGACUCUAAACGAACCACCUAUUUCGAGAACAAAAUCAUUCAAGAAAUCGUUACGUGAAUCAUUCCGUCGUAUUCGUAAAGGACGAGCUUCCGUUCGUCAUAAUGAGACUAAGCAACGUAGCGGUUCAAAAUCGCCUUGCUCUCCGGUCUCACCUGCCGCUGAUUCUAAAAAAUCUGGCAAUGAGCCGUCCUCCAGUAGUCCGUCCGUGAUGAGUCCGAUUGAAGCUAAACCGAUCGAAAGAGCUAUUGAAGCUCGACCAGCCGAUGAUGCCAUUGGUAACAUGGUCAGGUGUUUGUGUUUCGCUCACACCAACAUUGUAAAUGGACAAACAUUAACUCCAAGUUUAUGGGCUGGAACUAAUAACGGAAGUGUGUACAUUUUCACUAUGCUUAUACCUGGUGGCUCUAAGAGAAAGAACGAGAAAGUAUGUGCUCAAUUAGGAAAGGAAAUACAGUUGAAGCACAGAGCUCCGGUGGUAUCUUUAUCGAUCAUCGAUGGCGCCAACAAAGCCCUUCCGGAACCGUUCGAAGUAGAAGAAGGUCUUUGUAAACCAGCAGAUCACUCGUCUCCUCAUCAUGUGGUCAUUGGCUCCGAAGAACAAUUCAAAGUAUUCUCGUUGCCGAAUUUAAAACCCACCUGUAAAUUGAAACUCACCGCUAUGGAGGGAUCUAAAGUCCGACGGAUGAAUUUAGCCGCGUUUAAAUCGUCCAACCAUGUAGAAACAUGUUUGCUUUCGUUGACUAAUCUCGGAGAAUGUAUCGUUCUAAGUUUGCCCGAUUUAAGAAGACUCGUCACAGCAGCUGUGAUCAAACGAGAAGAUAUCAACGGAAUAUCGAGUUUAGCUUUUACAAAAUGGGGAGAAGGAUUGUAUUUACAUUCGAGCAGCGAAAUACAACGUAUCACUCUGUCUGCCAGCCGCAAAACAAUCCCUCGUUGUACGUUGAAAUCGCACAGUAAAAAGAAAGCUCAAUCUUCGCCGAUCAAAGAGAAGCUGAAUUCGACUUUGAACAGUUCUGGUAACCUGAUCAGUGACGGUAUUCCCGAAGAAGAUGAAGAACAAGAGCUCGAAGAAAACAAUCGCGAUAAGAAAAAUUCGUCUUCGCUUUUCGAUAUUAAAAAAUCUGUUACGGAUGAAGAAAACCAAAGCGCUUAUAAUCACGAUAUCAGCGCCAUCACCGUUGACUCGGUCAAAGAUCAUUUGAAUAGUGUUAAUAACGACGAUACUCGAAAUUGCCAUACACCUUGUUCUCAACUACUCGCCGAUAAGAACAUAAAGAAGGAGUUAAAUAACAGUAACGUCAGCAACACUAGUGAAACCAACGUAUCCGCAUCUUCUUCCGAUACUACUCUCGAAAAUUCAAUCGCUAACGUCUCCAUAACCGAGAACAGAGUCGAAGUUAGCGUUUAGUUGGAAUAAACGAUAUGCUAAGAAGCAGCUAACAACAUCGAAUUAACCGAUUAUUGUAGGUUUAUCGAAAGUAUUAUUUAUUAUUAUUUAAAAAGAAUAUUAGCAAGGUUUGCUAAAACUAUAUUACGUUAACAAAGCGUUGAGUACGAAUGUCUUUUCCUCAAAGACGAGCCUUAUAAAUGUGAUAUUAAUGUGUAUAAAAAUAUCCUUAUAUCGAUUCAGAAAUUAUUACUAUACAGUAAUUUACUUAUUUUUAACAUUUUUUUAAAUGUAUUGUUACGUAUUUAAAAGCUCGAAGCAUGAGUUAACUUAUGAUAGCGAAUAGGAAUAUUAAUAUUACGUGUUUUCCCCGUGAUAUUUUGCAAAAAUUGAAACGAAAUUGACUUCUAAAACCGUUGAUCAUUUUAAUGAGACGCCAUUUGCAAUUUGGAACAUUUUCGUGAUUAAUUUCAUGGUUUGUUUACAAUUUGUUGGAAAUUUUAUUCCGAAAGAUUCUAAAUAUCGCUAAUCCGUUUAAUUAUUCGUUCAAAUUAGCUAAAUUUGCGUUAAAUUAAUCAAUCAGUACAAAAAAAAUCUUCCUGAUAUCCAUUCGACUUUGCACCUCACCACCAAAAAAGGUUCACGAAAUGUUCAAUUGAGCUUCUCCAUAACAUGUAAACAAAAUGGAGGGUUCAUUGUUCGAACUCCAGUAAACAACUUCAACUGUUGCUUUUUUAUUUUUAGUAGAAAAUGAAACCGAAGUCCGAAAUUGUGAAAGUUUCGAUUAUAUCGCGAUUUCUGAAAUUAUAUUAAAAGGUUUUAGUUCGGGAAGGUGUAUUUGAUCGUGUUAAGCUAAUUUUCGGUAACAAAAUGUGUUCGGUAACGAGUAAAGUGAAACUUCGGUGUUAUCCUUCGAGAUCCUUUAGUAAUCUGAAUGAAACCGGUAUCUGUAUUCUGUAUUCCUGUUGGUAAGGUAAGAUUGUAAUAAUCUCUAAUUAUUUAUAAUACUUUCGGUGUCAAACUCGUUGAAAACAAUCAUCAACCUCGAUGUAAUUCAUACUCCUGUAAUGGAAUUCUAUCAUUCGUUCGUAAGACCGGUACCGGUACAUCCUUUCAACGAUGGCAGGAUUCGAUUCAUCGAAAACUUUUACGUAUUUUGUGGUAUUUUGUUAUUCUAAUUUACACAUUUAUUUACAUUUAUUAUUACGGAAUAAUUGGUUCAUUUUGUACAAUUAUCGUAUGCCUCGAAGAGUGCAUUAUUGGUUGAAUUUGAUGAAGUAUAUUUACGUAGUUCCUGGAAGCUAGUUCCAAUCGAGUACUUAUCUAUGGUGUGUUUAAUUUGAAUUUGAUUAAUUAAUUAAGAGCAAAGUUAUUAUUUUUACUAGUGUAUUGUGAAGAAAACAGAUACACUGUUUUGUUUGUUGCACUAUUGAAAGAGUUGAAAGAGUUUUGUACGUGUUGCACUAUUAUGCUUUGAUUUUUGUCACCGGUUUCAAUUGUAUUUUCGAUUUCGAUUCGGUAGUCAAGAUAUUUUCUGUUCUGAUGAAAACGUAUUGUGUUCGUAAGAGGGUUCUUUUUACAUAUAUACGUAAAUUCUGAUUUGCUAUUUUUGAUAAUAUUUUCCAUGUCGCCUUUUUCUAUUUACUAGUUUUCGGAACGAUGUUACGAAAGGGUUUAUACAUAUUUUAAAUCUUAUACUUUUCUUUCCAGUUUUUAGUGUUACUAGUGUAUUUUUCUAUACAUAUUCGUCUCAGUAUUACUAAUCAGUGUUGGUGUGAGUCAAGAGUGGUUUAAUUUAGAAGUAUAAAGUUAUGCCAAUGAAGUGUUUGGAUUUUACACCGAAUGAUUUUGGUUUGGUGGAAAGUGAACAGAUUGUGUUAUUGUGUGUGGUGUGUUGUGUUACUUUUAAUUAUUACGACUUACGAAGGCAUUUAGAAUUCAUAUUAUGUUGAAAAGUGAAUAUUUAUUUGAAGUGCCAACGCUUACGUUAAACAUACUUAAAGGUAAGAUGAAAACUGAAUGAUGUUCUUCGAUAUAAAUGUUUAUUUAUUGUACAGCAAACCACAGAGUCUAAUUUUUUUAACAAUUUUUAUAUUUUAAUUUUUCACGCUGCAUUUUUUUUGUAUUUGGAUGUUUUAUUUAAUAAAAUAUUAUCAUUUGUUAAA
Molecule: messenger RNA, 5836 nt
Organism: Planococcus citri (citrus mealybug)
Lineage: Eukaryota; Metazoa; Arthropoda; Insecta; Hemiptera; Pseudococcidae
Gene: l(2)gl
Product: LLGL domain-containing protein l(2)gl
Exons: 22
Coding region: 321-3692 (1123 amino acids)
Biological process (GO): regulation of establishment or maintenance of cell polarity; cortical actin cytoskeleton organization; establishment of spindle orientation
Cellular component (GO): cortical actin cytoskeleton; plasma membrane; cytoplasm
Molecular function (GO): syntaxin binding; myosin II binding; GTPase activator activity
Source: RefSeq, a predicted model, not a curated record